UGAAGUAAGCCAAUAAGAUUUAUCCAUUUAAUUAUUAGUAGCGGCUGCUAAACAACGUCCAACGAAGAAAGUGAUAUUUCAUUUCAUGACUGAACUGAAUUGAAGAAUCUUUUUUGUUGUAUCUCUGUUUUUGGUUUAGAAGCUUGCUUUCUAUAAGCAAAAAAUAAUGGCUGAUGUUGAGGACUGGGGAUUUUCUGCUGACGUCCAAGAAAAAAAUUUAUCUUCUCUUCGUAACUUAAACAUAAAUGGUCCCACUCCACCUCCUGCUUCUGUACCGGAAAACAAUUUAGAAGCUAAAAGUGAAGCUCUUGAAAAUGAAGAACCUGAAUUGGAUCCUGCAGAAAUAUCACUUAUGAAAAAAUUAGUCAGAUCUCAUUUGAUAAAUGUCACAAGUGAUAUUGAUGUUCAACAGAGAAGUCCCAACUCACCUUUAUAUUCUGUGAAAUCAUUUGAUGAGCUGAACUUACGUCCUGAACUGUUAAAAGGUGUGUACAACAUGGGUUUUAAUUCUCCCUCUAAAAUACAAGAAACUGCCCUUCCUACUUUAAUUGCUGAUCCACCCCAAAACAUGAUUGCACAGUCUCAGAGUGGAACUGGCAAAACAGCUGCCUUCACAUUGGCUAGUCUAAGUCGUGUAGAUCCAUCUCUCAAAUACCCGCAUGUCCUGGUACUUUCCCCAACUUAUGAGUUAGCUAUGCAAACUGGAAAAGUUGCACAGCAGAUGGCAAAGUUCUGUCCAAAUAUUGAAUUUCGAUAUGCUGUCAGAGGUGAACACUUGGAGAGGGGAACGAAGAUAGAAGAACACUUUCUGAUUGGAACUCCUGGCAAAGUGUUUGACUGGGCUGUUCGCUUCAAAUUCUUUGACUUAAAGAAAAUUAAAGUGUUUGUUUUGGAUGAAGCUGAUGUAAUGAUAGCAACACAAGGUUAUCAGGACCAAUCCAUUCGUAUUCAUAAACAACUACCAAAGGAUUGUCAAAUGAUGUUGUUUUCUGCUACCUAUUCUUCGGAAGUUAUAGAUUUUGCUGAACUUAUUGUUCCAGAUCCUAUCAUCAUUCGAUUAAGAAGGGAGGAGGAAAGCUUGGACAAUAUUAAACAAUAUUACAUUGUUUGUGAUACAAAAGAAGAAAAGUAUGAAGCUUUAUGCAAUAUUUAUGGAACUAUUUCUAUUGGCCAGGCUUUUAUAUUUUGCCACACUAAAAAGACAGCUGGCUGGUUAGCUGAGAAAAUGUCAAAAGAUGGUCACAAUGUUGCUCUUUUAAGUGGAGAAUUAAGUGUGGAACAGCGUAUCGCUGUUUUAACUCGUUUCCAGAAAGGACAAGAAAAAGUUUUGAUAACCACCAAUGUUUGUGCUCGUGGUAUUGAUGUGGAGCAAGUAACUGUGGUUAUAAAUUUUGAUUUGCCAAUGAAUCAAGCUGGUGAAGCAGAUUGUGAGACUUACCUUCAUCGCAUAGGUCGGACGGGACGAUUUGGAAAAUCUGGACUGGCCAUCAACAUGAUUGAUGGAAAGAAAUCUAUGGCUGUUCUAAGACAAAUUGAAGAACAUUUUCAAAAGAAAAUCAAGAAAGUAGAUGCAAAUGAAAUUGACGAAUUGGAAGAAAUGGGCAAAAGAUAAAAAUAUGAACAUAAUAUAUCAAUCUUGAGCAUAAAUAUAUUCAUUAAAUCAAAAAUCAUCUAAAAUGAAUUCAUGGCAUAAUUUUUUUAAAUUUAUGUUUAAAUAGUUAAUUUUUAUCAAUAAAAACUAAAGCAAAGUUGAAAAACUUUUAUAUAAUGACGACGCAUUAAGUUUUUCACCUGUUUUAUUCUUAUUGCUAAAGGCUCAUUUUACACUGUCAAUUUUUAUUAUUUUUUUAUAAAUAAUUUUACUCUGUAGGGAUAUAUAAUUAUUAAAUAUUUUUAAAAUGAGAUGUAUCUGAAUUUUUGUUUUAAAUAUGACUUAAAUGCACUAAAAAGUCUUGAUAAUUCAAGCAUUAAAUUUUUGAAAAUUCUGACUUAUAGAAAAUUCUAUUAUUCAUGAUUGUUGAUUUAUUGUUAUUAGAUUAGAAUUGACUUGAAUAUUGUAAAAAAGUAGAUAUUUUUUGUGAAGAAAAAUAUCUGUCACUUUAUAUGCUUUCUUGUUUAAUGCAUUUCAAUAUUUCUAUGAUUACACAAACCCAAAUUAAUGAAAGUGUGUAUAUAUUGCACAUAGUAAAUAAAUUCAUUUAUGAAGUUCUA
This is a messenger RNA of Parasteatoda tepidariorum (common house spider), 2211 nucleotides long. RefSeq names its product ATP-dependent RNA helicase DDX19A. Gene Ontology annotation, molecular function: ATP binding; nucleic acid binding; RNA helicase activity. The record is from RefSeq and is a predicted model, not a curated record. NCBI's taxonomy places the organism in Eukaryota, Metazoa, Arthropoda, Arachnida, Araneae, Theridiidae.